Rodentolepis nana is the source of this 486-nucleotide messenger RNA. The record is from the annotation of a GenBank genome assembly. NCBI's taxonomy places the organism in Eukaryota, Metazoa, Platyhelminthes, Cestoda, Cyclophyllidea, Hymenolepididae.
AUUCAGUAUCUCAAGAAGCAACCUCCGGGUGGAUUUGUCGUGCGCACCAGCUCCCGAUACCCCGGUUUCUAUGGUUUGAGCAUCAAAACCAAGGACCAAGAUAACAGCGACAAUUACAACGGAACGGCAAAUGAGCAGUCUAUUAAACACUUCCUGAUAGGAGACAGUGGAGAUGGGCAAAUCCAAAUUCAAGGAGCUGAGAUGGAACCGAAAUUUAAGAACUUGUCGAAUUUAAUAGCUUACCACUGUCAGUAUUCAAGAGCCUUGCCUUGUGUCUUGCGUCUUCCAGGCUAUUCCGCCUCCUCUACUCUCAGCUUGGCUCCUAUGGAUGUCCAGAUUCCGCCACUUCGAUACAACGAUAGUGAAGCUGUAGAAUCCAUUUAUCUUGAUUUCAUGCGGGCCCGCUGGUCUUCAUAUCUUGUUCGUUGGUCUAGAACAAAGAAUAGGCGUGGUGGUGGUGGUUUGGCCUUCAAACGUCAACGUUAA